AUGGCGAGCCCGGCGCCUCCCGAGCACGCCGCCGAGGGAUGCCCGGCUCCGGCGGUCGCGGAGCAGCCGCUGCGGCCGCGGCCGCCGCCCCGGACUCCCCCGGAGGAGCAGGGCGAGGUAGCGCAGGAGGAAGGGGCGGUGGCGACCGGCGCGGGGCCGCAGGUGGAGGAGGAGGCCGCCGGCGGGGUGGCCGCCGCCGUGACCUGGCUGCUGGGGGAGCCCGUGCUGUGGCUGGGCUGCCGCGCGGAUGAGCUCCUGAGCUGGAAGAGGCCGCUGCGCAGCCUACUCGGCUUCGUCGCCGCCAACCUGCUGUUCUGGUUCCUUGCACUGACGCCAUGGAGAGUGUAUCACCUGAUUUCUGUCAUGAUACUUGGGCGUGUUAUCAUGCAAAUAAUAAAGGAUAUGGUUUUGUCUAGAGCUAGAGGUGCACAGUUGUGGAGAAGCCUCAGCGAAAGCUGGGAAGUUAUCAAUUCCAAACCAGAUGAAAGACCCAGGUUCAGCCACUGUAUUGCAGAAUCAUGGAUGAAUUUCAGCAUAUUUCUUCAAGAAAUGUCUCUUUUUAAACAGCAGAGCCCUGGCAAGUUUUGCCUCCUGGUCUGCAGUGUGUGCACAUUUUUUACAGUCUUGGGAAGUUAUAUUCCUGGAGUUAUACUCAGCUAUCUACUGCUGCUGUGUGCAUUUUUGUGUCCCCUGUUUAAGUGUAAUGAUAUUGGACAAAAAAUAUACAGCAAAAUCAAGUCAGGUCUGCUGAAGCUAGAUUUUGGAAUUGGAGAAUAUAUUAAUCAGAAGAAACGUAAGAGAUCUGAAGCAGAUAAAGAAAAAAGUCACAAAGAUGACAGUGAAUUAGACCUUUCAGCUCUUUGUCCUAAGAUCAGCCUUACGGUUGCGGCCAAAGAGUUGUCUGUGUCUGACACAGACGUAUCCGAGGUCUCCUGGACUGACAAUGGGACCUUCAACCUGUCAGAAGGAUACACUCCACAGACAGACACUUCCGACGAUCUUGACCGACCGAGCGAAGAAGUUUUCUCUCGAGACCUUUCCGAUUUUCCAUCUGUAGAAAACGGCAUGGGAACAAAUGAUGAAGACGAGUUCAGCCUUGGCUUGCCCACUGAGCAAAGGAGAAAAAAGGAGCAGGUGGACAGCGGUCUCAGAGCGAGCAGAGAGAGGCAGUCAGCAGCUGGUCUCACCCUUCCUUUGAGCAGUGACCAAACCUUUCACUUGAUGCGCAACCUGGCUGGGGACGCCAUUACGGCCGCGGUGACAGCAGCCAUCAAAGAGCAGUUAGAGGGCGCACAGCAAGCACUUUCUCAGGCUGCCCCCAGCCUGGGCGACGACACAGACACUGAAGAAGGUGAUGACUUUGAACUACUUGACCAGUCAGAGCUUGAUCAAAUUGAGAGUGAAUUGGGACUUUCACAAGACCAAGAAGCAGAAUCACAGCAAAAUAAGAAGUCUUCCGGCUUCCUUUCAAAUCUACUUGGAGGCCAUUAGUCUGGGAAUCAACCUGUUCAACACAGCACAGAUAAAACUACCAAAAAAUUUCAAACAAGCAAAAAAA
Enhydra lutris kenyoni (northern sea otter) is the source of this 1558-nucleotide messenger RNA. Its product is annotated as reticulophagy regulator 1. The transcript has 9 exons. Gene Ontology annotation, biological process: negative regulation of neuron apoptotic process; reticulophagy. Gene Ontology annotation, cellular component: endoplasmic reticulum membrane. NCBI's taxonomy places the organism in Eukaryota, Metazoa, Chordata, Mammalia, Carnivora, Mustelidae. The coding region runs from base 1 to 1491 and encodes 496 amino acids. The record is from RefSeq and is a predicted model, not a curated record.